AUGUCUUUUCCAUCGGAUCCAACCCACGCGGAGCCCCCCUCAUGGGAGAUGAUUGCCCAGCAGAAACGAAAGGAGCGAGCGGCAAAGAUCCCCAGAGAGUGGCUCUUGCCUGAACCACUCACUUCAGACAAGAUAUCGUCUCCCAUCUCACUGCUUCAAUCAAGCGGUCUUCUGUCGCAACGCGAGCUUAACCUCACUUCCCGCGAGAAUCACGACGCAACCUCUCUUCUUCAGGGGCUCGCGAAUGGGAAGAUCACGAGUACCGAGCUGGUCACAACCUUCUGCAAACGAGCUGCCUUAGCACACCAGCUCACCAACUGUCUCACCGAAAUCCUCUUCACCGAGGCCAUCGCCCGUGCGAAGGCUCUCGAUGCGCAUUUCACCAAGACCGGAAAGACGGUCGGCCCUCUCCAUGGCCUUCCGAUCACCUUCAAAGACAGCUACAACAUUAAAGGCCACGAUACCUCGAUUGGAAUCACCUCUCGCUGCUUCGACCCUUCGGACAAGAACAGCCUUCUCUACGAUAUCCUGACGGGAUAUGGUGCGAUUGUUAUCGCCAAGACGGCGGUCCCUCAGACGAUGCUUAACGCCGACACCGACUCGAUCGUCUUCGGGCGCACCGUUAACCCCUACAAUCGCGACUUUGGUGCCGCUGGCUCUACAGGAGGCGAGGGCGCCCUCCUGGCGCUGGGCGUAUCGACACUUGGAAUUGGAUCAGACGGCGCUGGCUCAGUCCGCAUGCCAGCUGCUAAUUUUGGCGCUGGCGUGAUUGGAACUACAACAUUUGGCCCUGUUACUGUGACUGGGUUUCUCGGUCGUUCUGUGCGAGAUGUUCACCUUUUCGCGCGGCUGUCGGCAGAGGCAAAGCCGUGGGAGAAAGACUGUUUUCUCUAUCCUCAUCAGUGGCAGAGUCUGCCGUUGCCAGUCGCGUCGGCGCUCCGGAUUGGUGUCUGGUCGUCGAAUGGUUUCCUACACCUGCAUCCACCUGUCGCACGAGGCUUUCGAGUCGCGCAGGAGCGCCUCAAGGGAGAAGGCGUCGAGCUUGUGGAGUUCAAUGGCCCUGACAUUAGCAACGUCUGGGAACUGCAAAAGGAAUGGACUGAACUGCAGGGUAUGUCGUACCUCCGCGAGCUCUUGUCAAAGGAGCCGCACACUGAGAUCGUCAAGGCAACCGGGAUAAUCACCAAGAAAACGCCACCUUCACCACCAACAGUUGAAUACAUUCACUCAAUGAAUGCCCGCAUAAAUAAUUUUUUCCGAGCAAUGCAUGUCGCUUGGAAUAGGGGAGGCAAGCCUCUUGAUGCUCUUCUCUGGGUUACUGCACCCCAUACUGCUGUUCCCUUUGACAAGUACACCUACCUCGGGUUUACUGGUUUGUUCAACCUCAUCGACUGGCCCGACAUGGCUCUUCCCUUGAACAUGUUUGCAGACAAAGCCAUCGACAAAAAGGUUCCGAUUGCCCCUUUCAACGAUCUGGAUGCUGAAAUCCAAAAUCUCUACGACGGAGAUUCAUUUCAUGGACUCCCUCUGGCGGUCCAUCUCAUCGGCCGCAGAUUCGAGGACGAGAAGCUGUUGGCAGUGUCGGAGGUGGUUCAUGAUAUUAUCAAGAGCACUGAUUAUCGAUCGAAACUAUGA
Messenger RNA from Aspergillus calidoustus, 1635 nucleotides. The record is from the annotation of a GenBank genome assembly. Lineage: Eukaryota; Fungi; Ascomycota; Eurotiomycetes; Eurotiales; Aspergillaceae.